GUUGGAAAUGGCCUGACAUACACCAAAGGCAAAUUGGCAGCUAAAAACGCGAAUUAAACUAAAAUGAUGGACGAGCAGCUAAUCGACGAGGUGGCGCAGCACGGGGUGAUCUACAACCGGCAGAAGUACUACCUGAACGGAGGCGCCAACGGCGGAAAGUACGAGACGAAGGACGAGGCCUGGCAGCUGAUAGCGAUGAAGUUGCGCACGGACGUGGACACGUGCAAGAAGCGGUGGAAGUACCUGCGCGAGCGGUACGUCUCCCAGCGAAAGCAGGGUGAUCCACCCGUCUACGAACACCUGUCGCGUCCCUACCUGGAGAAGAUGAAGUUCCUGGACCAGCACAUCCAGCCGCGCAAGUCCUACCGCCAUGUGCCGAACUUCCUAACUUCACCGCAGUCGGCGAACAGCUCCAGCUACAACGAGUACCAGGUGGACAAGUCGAAUGGCUCCAUGAAGAAUGUGGCUCAGUUUAACAGCUCGGGCCAGAGCCACCACUACCACCAGCCAGAUCAGCAGCAUGCCAUGAGUGCUCUGAGUACAGCGGCAGCUUCGGCGCUGGAAAACGUCAAUGGCCAGGUGAAGAUCGAGGCGGACCAGGUCUUCAGGGACUUCGCGGCGGCCGUGGCCUCGCAGCAGCUCCAGCACAUCUCACAGUCACAAAUGCAACAGCAGGCGGCGGCCGUGGCCGCUGUGAUGGCCGACUCUUCGCAAGGAUAUCAGGAUCAGUAUAAGGACGGUUCCGUGGUCGUGAAUGGCGUCCAGACCAGCGCCGGCAGCCUGACCUCCACGUCUUCCUCUAUGAAAUCACCGCUUUCGUCGCCGUUGCAAGGAAUUGGGGCGGGUACCCAUCAUCCUCAGCAGCAGCAGCAACAUCAGCAACAGCAACAACAGCAGCAGCAGCAAUCCCAGCAACAGUCGCCGGUUUCUGGUCAGCAACUUCCGGUGGUACAUUCCUCUUCCAGUGCCGCAGGCGGUUCCAUCAGCGCUAGUUCAAACCUACAAAUGCAUCCGUCAAACGUUUACAACCCCAAGGGCGAUGACCUGGACUCUUCGGCAUCCAGCAAUUUCCACAUGAAGAAACCCCGGGUACAACUCAAUGGCAGUACCCACAACCAGAUGACCAGCAAUGGCAGCCACUUUGGCAACGACUCUGAUGACGAUUCCGAUGACAAUAGCCAUGAUCUGAUGGAGCCUCAGGUGUUGAUGCAGAACGAUAAUCACUAUAGCAAUUCGAUGAACAUGCAGCGUGGUAAUGGAAAUGGAAAUAGCAGUGGCAGUAAUAGCGGGAGCAAUAAUACCAGCGGCAACAGCGCCAAUAACAGCCACAACAAUCAGCAGCCACAGCAACAGCAGCACCAGAACAUGUUUCCGUCAAACACGGACUUCCUUUUCCAGUUGUACCAGCAGUUUCCACACCAGGCCACCAGCUCACACCCCUCAAACUUCGGGAAAUUCCAAGCACCGCCCAAUCAUCCGGGUGUCCAACGAUUGUCGGAGCAUCUGCUGGGCGAGUUGGUCACCACGGAGCUCCUCAAGAUGAAUAAGGAGCGCAAGAAAAGUGCACAAAAACGAAUCCUAGAAAUACUGUUCUUCGACGAUUAAAGGGCUAGCCCCUUAGUUUCUGUAAAUAGUGUAAUCUAUAUAAUUCAUAACUUAAGUUAGCUAUUAUUCAGUCAGAAUAUUGAGUCGCAUUGGUCCAAAAUCCCACCAAGAAGGCAUUUGCAAAGCUGUCGAUCGCUUUUCAACUGUGCUAGUCAAGACCAGCAAUCGGGAUGGCCCAAAUGGGAUUCCGAAUCUGCAUUAAUUUAUAUAUGUAUUUUUAAGUUAUAAGUGGUUUUAAUUUAUUCAAAAGUGUUUAUUAAACUGUAUGCAAAGGAAAGGAAUAAUGUG
Messenger RNA from Drosophila rhopaloa, 1893 nucleotides. RefSeq lists its product as uncharacterized. NCBI's taxonomy places the organism in Eukaryota, Metazoa, Arthropoda, Insecta, Diptera, Drosophilidae. The record is from RefSeq and is a predicted model, not a curated record. The transcript is spliced from 2 exons. Gene Ontology annotation, cellular component: nucleus; transcription regulator complex. The coding region runs from base 64 to 1605 and encodes 513 amino acids. Gene Ontology annotation, biological process: regulation of transcription by RNA polymerase II.